CCGAAUGGCACUUGUCGUGGUAAGGUGGUAUGGACUGGAGCACCUCGGACUUUGACGUCACUGGAAAAAAGCUAAUUCCAAGAUUAGGACGUCGAGCAAAUCAAAGCAGCGUACAAGAGGAAAAAUCCGACGAUGACUUACUGGAUAGUCCGGAUUCAUUGUCGUCGGGGAAAUUAUUGGCGAAGACGCAGGGACCGCCACCGGUACCACCUCGAGCUCGGAAAACUGGCUGGGGCGAUGAUCCCAAGAGUGCUAAACAUCGAAGUAACACGGCAUCAAUCGACCAUGAACGAUUUUUAAGCAACAAUAAAAAUACAAAAGAAGAUGAUAUCCCGGUGAUACCAGACUUAGAUGAAAUAAUUGAGGACACUGAUGCACUGGAUAUCUCGCACAUCCCAAAAAUUGGAGUUAAUCGAGCAGCUGCGGCUUACAAGGAACUCGGCUCAGAUCUUGACAAAAACAAGCUGUCAUCAAUGCUUGAUGGUGUUGAUCUAAGUCUUCUUACGGAACAGUUAUACGCUGAGAAUCUCGUUCAAGAACCCGAUGAAGUCUGGACGUGGGAAUCUUUGUUUACCCAAGUAGCUUCGGAAAUAAACAGUGAAUGGCAAACGAAAGCCAAUGAAAAACCGCAGUGAAUAACGUAUUGUUAACAAACAAUGUGUGGCCAUGGAAAGGUUUAAUAUUUGUAUUCACUAUUGAAUUGUAUACAAUCACUUUAUCAUAAUGUCAAUUGUGUAAUUUAUAUUUCUGGUUGUUUAAAAUUUGGAACGAUGAUGUUUGUCGUAAGAUCAGCAUUAUCAAAGCUAAUUUUUGAUAAACUGUAAUUUUUAAGACAUUAGAGAAAAUUCAGCUCUAAUAAUUGUAAGCUUUAGUGUAAAAUAUCUCAAAAUAAAAAUUAAAUA
Phymastichus coffea is the source of this 902-nucleotide messenger RNA. It is a transcript of the gene IFT43, whose product is annotated as intraflagellar transport protein 43 homolog. The transcript is spliced from 6 exons. The record is from RefSeq and is a predicted model, not a curated record. Gene Ontology annotation, cellular component: intraciliary transport particle A; cilium. The coding region runs from base 30 to 635 and encodes 201 amino acids. Lineage: Eukaryota; Metazoa; Arthropoda; Insecta; Hymenoptera; Eulophidae. Gene Ontology annotation, biological process: intraciliary retrograde transport.